This is a messenger RNA of Aricia agestis (brown argus), 1137 nucleotides long. Its product is annotated as D-arabinitol dehydrogenase 1-like. NCBI's taxonomy places the organism in Eukaryota, Metazoa, Arthropoda, Insecta, Lepidoptera, Lycaenidae. The transcript has 10 exons. The coding region runs from base 84 to 1115 and encodes 343 amino acids. The record is from RefSeq and is a predicted model, not a curated record. Gene Ontology annotation, molecular function: oxidoreductase activity; zinc ion binding.
AUAUCUACGGUAUUAAUGUUAUUCACAGUUUAGAUGUUCGCCGGGUGUUAUAGUUGUAACACGGAUCGCUAAAAUAUUCAAAAAUGGAAGCUGUAGUGUUCGACGGCAAGGCUCUUUCGCUGAAGUUCGAGAAGAAGUACCCCAUGCCGAAGUUGAUCCACGACGAUGACGUCAUCGUGCGGGUCGAGUACUCCGGCGUGUGCGGCACAGACUUGCAUAUCAUACAGGGCGAGUUCCCGGCGCCCAGGGAUCGCUCCCUGCCGUUGGGUCACGAGUUCAGCGGGGUGGUGCACCAGGCAGGCAAGUCCUCCCUCUUCAAGGUCGGACAGAGAGUCGUCGUUGAUCCUAACCGCGCGUGCAACCUGUGCUCGUUCUGCCGCGCGGGCAACUACCAGUACUGCCUGCGUGCCGGCAUCAACAGCACCAUCGGCAUCUGGCAGGACGGCGGCUGGGCGCAGUACGUGCGCUGCCCGCAGGAACAGGUGUACGAGCUGCCUGACGAGAUCACCACUGAACAAGCUGGUCUCUGCGAGCCGUACUCGUGUGUGUCGCACGGGUUCGACCGCGCCGCGCCGCUCCCAAUCGGCAGCAAGAUCCUCAUAGUGGGAGCGGGGAUCAUCGGCAACCUGUGGGUGACCACGCUCCAUGUACAGGGACACAAGGACGUCACAGUCUCAGAGAUGAACAAGACCAGACUGGAUAUUGUAAAGAAAAUGAACACAGGGUACAGGCUGGUCACCCCGGAGGUGCUGGCCUCCGAGAAACAGCUAUACGACGUCAUCAUCGACUGCACUGGUGUGGGCAAGGUGAUGGAGGUCAGCUUCAACUACCUGCGUCACGGCGGCAAGUACGUGCUGUUCGGCUGCUGCCCGCCCACACACAAGGCUGAAGUUAAUCCGUUCCAAAUCUACGACAAGGAGCUGACGAUAAUCGGCGUGAAGAUCAACCCCUUCAGCUUCCCCAAGGCCAUCGGCUUGCUACAGGCCAUGGGUGACAGGUACCUAAACUACGAGAAGUUGGGUGUCAAAACCUAUCCGCUGUCGGCCUAUGAGGAGGCUCUGAAGGAGCUGAAGGCUGGUACCAUCUCGAAGGCGAUAUUCAAAAUUGCCCAUUAAAUUAUUAAAAUAUUAAUUGUUA